GCUGGCUGUCGAGACUUCUGGGAAAUGGAGUCCAUGCGAAGACGACACAUUGAUUGGAGCCCAGAGGCGGAAGACCGUUGCGCAGGCGCACUGUCUUCCCGACCCGAGGCGGUCCGGCGUUCGCAGGUUCCCAGCACUCUUGUGGAAGGACUUUGUUCUUCCCUCCCAGGACAGCAUAGGAGGGAAUGGCUGCUGUGUCUCCACCUACCAGGUGCCAGACAUCGGUGACAUUUGAAGAUGUGGCCGUGACUUUCACAGAUGAAGAGUGGAGGCAUCUGGUCCCUGUGCAGAGGGCUCUCUACAAGGCAGUGAUGCUGGAAAACUAUGAGAGCAUCAUCUCACUGGGGCUUCCUGUUCCUCCGUCUGACGUGAUUCUUCAGUUGAAGGAAAGGGACGAGCCACGGACACAGGGUCUUCAUGGAUCCGAGGAGAAAGAGUGGCCAGAGAGCGUCUCUCUAGGCCAGGAGACUAAGCCUGAGAGCCUAACUGCUCCAGAAGGAACACUGGGAGAAAUCCAUAGAAGGCAAACUCCUCUGUGCCCUAAACUUGAAGUUCAGACACUAGCAGAUGGGUCAGAACCAGAAAAGGAAAGUCCUGAAGUAGAGACUUGCAAGAAACCCCUUUCCCUGGACAAAAGCGUACAGCGAAAAUCAGCCCCAUCCAAAAAAAUCCUCACUAAACACCAAGACCAGGAAUGCAGUGACUGUGGGAAGACCUUCUUUGACCAUUCGUCCCUCAUCCGCCACCAGAGAACUCACACUGGGGAGAAGCCCUAUGACUGUCCUGAGUGUGGGAAGGCCUUCAGUCACAGGAGCAGCCUCAGCAGACAUCUCAUGUCCCACACAGGAGAGAGCCCAUAUGAGUGCAGCGUGUGUGGCAAAGCCUUCUUCGACCGUUCAUCCCUAACUGUGCAUCAGCGGAUUCACACAGGAGAGAAGCCUUUUAAAUGCAGUGAGUGCGGCAAAGCUUUCUUCGACCGAUCAUCUCUCACCCGCCACCAGAGAAUCCAUACCGGGGAGAGUCCCUAUGAGUGUCAGCAGUGUGGGAAAGCCUUUAGCCAGAAGAGCAUCCUCACCCGUCACCAGCUGACCCACACUGGCAGGAAGCCGUAUGAAUGCAGUGAGUGUGGGAAAGCGUUCUAUGGGGUCUCUUCCCUAAACAGACACCAGAAGGCGCAUGCUGGGGAACCACACCAUCAGUGCAGUGAGUGUGGCAAAGCUUUCUUUGACCGCUCUUCUCUUACACAGCACCAGAAGAUACACACUGGAGACAAGCCGUAUGAGUGCAGCGAGUGCGGAAAAGCCUUCAGCCAGAGGUGCCGGCUCACACAACAUCGGAGAGUUCACACAGGGGAGAAACCCUUUGAGUGUAGUGUGUGUGGAAAAGUGUUCAGCUUCAAGUCCUCAGUUAUUCAACAUCAAAGGCGUUACGCCAAACAAGGGACAGACUGACCAGGGGAGAAGCGUGAGCUACACAGAGCGCCUUCCUAUAAAACAGGUCUCCCUGCCAUCUGCAAACCAGCAUCUGCUCGUUCUGCCUACUGUGGCUGCCAUCUUCCCGUCCCACCUCUGCUCCGCAGUGUCUGAGUAAACAGCGUACCUACAGUGCUACAUAACUAAUGUGGAGUGUGGAAACUGAAAGAUGAAUCUCCAGAUUCAAAAUUGUGGACAGAGGCUGGGUGUAGCUCAGCAAUGGAACACCGCCUAGGGUGCAUAAGGUCCUGCUGUCCGAUCCCAGGCACUGCGAAAGGAAGUUGGAGAGAUUGUCUGGCAGUGGGAUAGAUGCAGAGGGGAAUCUGCAGACACAACUGUAUGAGUGCAUAGGCCCGUUACCACUGCGCUUGAAAUAACUGCGGCUACUACAGGAGGGGAAUGUCACAGUUAUGGGAGAACACCAUUUUCUCCAGAAGUUUCUAUAGAUUUUAGUGAUUUUGAAGCUUUUGGAAAGCAGACCUUGUUGUCUUGUGCCCCAGCAUUUCACCCUCCUAGUACUAGUAGUAGUGAUAGCACUUACUAAGCACUCAUUUUGGGGUAAACAUUCAGCAGAGAAUUUUAGAAGGGCUAGACUGACUGAUCCUCUAACUGAAUCUGUGAGACAGGGCCCUUUGCUGUUUGACUUUGACAGAUAAGCACAAUGCAGUUUAGAGAGAUUAAGUAAUAUACUCUGGGUAACACAAGGUGUCUUAGUUUUCUAUUGCUGUGUAGAGACUCGGCCGUGCCCACGUGACCAGAGUACUGAGCUAGUGGAGGGUGUCGGGAUCGAAGCACUCAACAGACUGCCAUGAGAAGUGAAGAAGAAGCUCUUUAUUACAGAGAGUAAUGGACUUAUAUAUAUCCAAGUCAGGGAGGGAAUGGGUUAAGCAUAGGAGGAAGCCAUGCGCCACCCACACCCAGGGUCAAGGCACAGGCACUGCAUACGUGUAAGUUCUGAGAAAAAUCGCAAGCCCAUGAACACAACCUUGUUUGCUCCACCUGGAGAACACAGAAGUUCUACAGCGGGAUGGGGAGGAAGAGAGCUGUAAAGGACAAGUACAUAAAUUUCCCAACAGUUCCUCCCUUUUUAUUUUUUAAAUGAAGCGAUCCCUGGCUUAGGUCACCUGGGAAACAAAUACCUUACCCGUCAUGGAGAAAUGCUCUCAUCAAUCCCUGUCUUAGGCGGCAUUGAUCCCGCUAGGAGUUGCCUGUCAUUGGUUAUCGCUUCUCCAGCAUCUGCAGCCAUACUUGUGCUGAUUCAUGUUACACUGCCAAGGCCAUGGGUGCCUGUCAGGUGACACUUGCCUGUCUAUUGUUCUGGCUGUGCAUUCAACAG
Molecule: messenger RNA, 2808 nt
Organism: Phodopus roborovskii (desert hamster)
Lineage: Eukaryota; Metazoa; Chordata; Mammalia; Rodentia; Cricetidae
Gene: Znf2
Product: zinc finger protein 2
Exons: 5
Coding region: 186-1451 (421 amino acids)
Biological process (GO): negative regulation of transcription by RNA polymerase II
Molecular function (GO): DNA-binding transcription repressor activity, RNA polymerase II-specific
Source: RefSeq, a predicted model, not a curated record